CAGGUGUUUUGACAGGAAGUGAUUCACCUCGCAGUCUUUCUGUUAGUAUGUUAAACUUCGUUCGCCGGUAGCAGGCUACCACUGGGACAUUAAUCUUAUUAAUAUUUACUAAACUUUGUUAUUGUCUGUGUGUCGCCGGAGGCGGGAAAGCACCAAGGAAUAUUACGUCACUGCUUCAAAGUUUUAGAUGCAGGAGGCCAGUGAGGCCCACAGCCCGGAUGACGACAUGGUGGGGGGAGACCUGGGGGACGGCAUGGGAGUCAAAGCGGCACCCAGCUCCACCAGGAAGAAGAGCCAGAGCUUUGCAGGACUCACCGAGACGCGGCUGUCCCAAACGGAGCCGGGAGAGGCGGGCUGGAUCCUCGGACUAAGACCGCAGAAACACAGCAGCAGAGAGCCCGCUGGAAGCUGCCCCUCUCCGCAGGCGCCCUGGUGGACGUGUCCAAAGACGAGCUGAAAGACAGACUACAGGAAGCCACUGAGGUGAUCGACGUGUUAUGCGGGGAGCUGGAGGUGGCACAUCGAUACCUGGAAGGCAAAUACGAAGCUCUGAAGAUCUUACAGGGGAAGGCCAUUCUUGACAAAGCCACGAGUCACACUAAAAGUCUGCUGCAGAAAAGCGAGGCGAGGGCCACAGCCCUGGAGAAGGAGGUGAACAGCUUGCAGUGGGAACUCAGCUUCAACCAGGUCCAGAUGAAGAAGUCUCAACAAUCCUGGGAGCAGAAAUACAACAGAAUUUGGAGUGAGAACAAGACUCUGACCGACCAACUGGAGAAGAGAGAGAGGGAGAUCCAGCAGCUCCGGGCAGAACAUUCCGCUUUUAGCCGGCAGUGCUUGGAGCUUCUCUCCAUGCUGAGUGUGAAGGAGCAGAGAGCUUACCAAGAAACCAAACCUCACUACAGCCCGGAGAGAGACGCAAGUCUUCUGGAGCUGGCGGUGUUGGGGGCGUGCCGGUGUCUCGGUGCUGCUGGAGCUUGUCCGUGCAGUCGGGCCGCGGCUGGCAGCAGGAAGCAGCUGGUCCAGCUCCAACAGGAGCUGGAUGCGCAGCGUCUGAAGAGAGAGGAGGCGUGGAUGGUCGCCGAUGCGUUUCGCAUCGCCUUUGAACAGCAGCUGAGGAAACGGAGUGAGCACUUCCUCCUGAAGUCUCAUCAGGGCAAAGCUGAAGGUGCUAACAGCAGCCCGUUAAUCAGUGUGAGCCAGAGGUUGAGAGGACUGCUGCCGUCCAAGAUGCCUGAGACGGAGACGGAGACUGAGACUGAGACUGAGACUCUCUACCGACUGCUGGACUUGCUGAACGACAAGGAGGAGGCCCUGGCCCACCAGAGGAAGGUGAGCAUCAUGUUAGCCCACAGUGCAGAGGAGCUGCAGAGACAGUUGCAUCUGGAUUCCCAUUGCCGGCCAGCAGACCCACCAGAGAACCACAACCAGCAGACUUCGGAUACGUCAGAGUCGAAGCUAGAAGCCCACGUCUCAUCAGAGUCGAGCAUCCAUGCCCAGCAACAGCUACAGCUGCUAGGUUCCCAGCAUCCCCCGGGACUACCAGCGCGUCUGUCAGAGUCCAGGACUGAACCACAGGAGCUGUCAGACCCAUCGCAGUCCAACAGCCAGCCACCGUCCAAGCACAAAAACCACAAGACUGAAAUCCAGAAUUCAGACCAACCAGAGUCCUGAUCCAGUCAGCAGACUCCUGUCUCAGACAGAGACGCAGCAGUCAGGGUUCGAUUCUAGAAUAGGAAGACGUGGUUUUAGCACACACCACCUGGCUCAAUGCAAACGCCUAGUUCAAAAAAAGACGAUGUUGUACUGAAUGUUCAAAAGACAAGUGAGUGAAGUCCACACAACAGCUGACAAACGGCCCUUCUUAGGACGGGCAUUGGAGAUUAGCAAUCGCUAAGGGAGACGCCAGCCACCCUCCUGAGGAAAUCCACCUUUUUAGUCAGGACCCAGCCUUCAUGACUAUAAUAGGGUCAAAUUGUCCGGUAGAUUGAGAGCUUUGCCUUCUGGCUGUGCUCUCUUUCGGCGCGUUACAGUGAGUGUAAUACCGCCCCCGCUGCUCUGAUUCUCCGGCCAGUCUCCCGCUCCAUUGUCCCCUCACUUUGCCAACCAGACCCUAAAGUAUUGAACUCCUUCACUUGGGGUAAGGACUCAUUCCGUACCCAAAAUAGUAGGCCCUCCAUCGGUUUCCUGCUGAGAACAAUGACCUCAGUUUUUGAGGUGCUGGUCCUCAUCCCGGCCCCUUCCUUCACACUCAGCUGCGAUCCCAUCCAGUGAAAAAUAUAUAAUAAUGCUUAACCCUCCUGAUGUCUUUGGGUCCAAUUUGACCCAUUUUCAACAAAAAAAAAACAUUUAUAUCAAAAAUAUGGUUUUCUUUCAAGCAAAUUGUCAGAAAUUAACAUAGAUGGUUCCAUGUAACCCUGAAGGAUCUGUACACUACUUUCAUUGGAUUCUGGGUGUUUUAUUCAGUUGCAUUAAAGCAUAUUUCUGCUUUUUAAACUUAAAAAUUAGCUUUACUCACCCUGAAUUCCAAGAAUAAGUGUAACACUCGUAUCACUUGGUAGUGAUACGAAUUGUAAAUUGAAAAAACAGAACUUUCAAAAAAUAAAUCUUGUGUGCCGGAAGCCAAGGGGAAAGGAAAGUUGAAAAAAGUGUCGAUUUCUUUAGCCGGGAGGACAACACAAGGGUUAAUAAUUGCAGAAAGGCGCCUUAUCUGCACAGUUGAAGUAUUUUCCCGGAGCAUUCAGGUGUUAUGCAGACAUCGCUCCCUUUUCUUUGACCAUUCAAUGCAAAUGCCUGUCAUGCUUCACACUGACAAACUAAAAUAACGUGCUGAUUAGGAUCUUAAAGUGGGAAGCAAUGUGACGAAGAAGAAGAUUGUAGGGAGGAGGACGGGUGAAUAAAGUGUUACUUGACCUGAUCGCUCAUUGCCUAACCCGACCUCCAACCAAUCACAGUAUGGCAAGCAGUUUUAUCAUUUAAUCAAGCCACGUUCCCAUCUCAUCCCACAUUGUGUGAAUGUUGAUUCAGCGCCAUUGACAGUAUUGUUAUUCAAUUCUUCAACUUUCUUUGGUCGCCUCUGACUUCUGCAUACUACAAAAAACAUUCAAAUCUCAAAAUGUUCCCCUCUUCCCAGUAAGCACAUAAUAAUAAUAAUAAUAAUAAUAAUAAUGAUAAUACAUUUUAUUUAUAAUGCCCUUUACAUUUCAAAAGGAAAUCUCAAAGGGCUACAGUUAAUAGGGAGUUAAAAACAGUGUCCAGAGUACGAUAACAAUUGACAAGCAAUAAUAAAACACCAUAAAACUAAAAUUAAAACAAUGACUGUUUAAAAGGCCUUUUGAAAUAAUAGUGUCUUUAGGCCCUUCUUAAAAGUCUCCACAGUUUGUGGGGCCCUCAGGGACUCUGGGAGGGCGUUCCAGAGCCGAGGGGCGACUGCCUGGAAGGCCCUGUCUCACAUGACGACACUUCACCAUUUGUUCGGCUAUUUAUACUUUUUAUUUUUAUUUUUUACAAUUAAAGUCAACGAGAGCAGACUUUAAAUCCUCUUCCACUUCAAAAUGCUUCUCCUGCUUCAUACGUUCACCUACCGACUCCAGUCAAACUUUAAACCGGUCCCAAAAAACUUCAGCUAUGAGGAUCUAUCGCAGCAGUUUGACAUUUGUAACAGUUUAUUGUGAAAAUUAAGUUUAGUGUUCCUUUCUGGAAGCUAAUUAUGGGUGUGUAUAGCGUGACUUACAGGGGGUGAUGUCAUCGCUAGAGCACAGAGCCUUAAAAAAAUCAUCUUAGCCCCUUUCUCUAUAACUUGCUCUCGCAUAUAUAUCUAUAAAUAUAUAUCUAUAUAUAUAUAAGGGUGGCUACUUUGAAGAAACUAGAAUAUAAGACAUGUUUUCAGUUAUUUCACUUUUUUUUUGUAAUUCCAUGUGUUCAUUCGUAGUUUUGAUGCCUUCAGGGAGAAUCUACAAUGUAAAUAGUUAUGAAAAUAAAGAAAAUGCAUCGAAUGAGAAGGCGGUUCCAAACUUUUGGCCUGUACUGUAUGUACAGUACAUCCAAACAUAGUUAUUUCCUUUAAUGUAUUUAUUCAUCUCGAACAAUCAACAAUAUCGCAAGACCAAGCAAAAAAAUCAGACAAUCAGAACAAUCAGAAUUUAACAAAAAAAGAUAUAAAUAAAAUAAAAAUAAAUCUAUAUAUACAUAUAUAUACAUAUAUAUAUAUAUAUAUAUUAGAUUAGUUUGAGAAGGAGCAGGUGGAAGCAAGUAGCUUAUUUGGUCCUGCCCCUUUCCCAAAAUCAUAUUUUUACCAAGUAAGUAGAUAUGUUAUGUUAUGCUUGUCUACUUUCAGCCAAAGAAAAAAUGAGAGUAGAGAUUUGUACGUGCCAAAGAGCGUUGUGUGGAAUCAAUCAUGUUAUUUUGGGUUAUGAAAAAGAACAUUGAUAUAGGAAAAGGGUUCAAUUUGACAGCAUGGUGCACAGGAAGUGGCCAGCCGAGGGCAGUGUUUGUCCACACAUGUCCCUCUCAGAGUGUGGACGGCUGCUCCCAGAGCACAUGCAGACUUCAUGACUCGGAUCCGGUCAUGUAGCUUUGUGUUCCAGCAUCACAAGAAACCCCCUCAGAGUACUAGACCUGCAAAGGCCAGACCGCUGUAUUCAUACAGCCCGUUUCAUACACUCGUGUUGUCUUCCAGUCAAACAUGAAAAAGUCCCAAAGUUUUGUAUUUGAAAUUUUAGUGCCCCCCCCCACCCCCAAUUGUUGGUCUCUUUUUUCAACAUUUGAAUCGUUCUUUCCGACAUUUUUUUUCUCCACUUUUCCCCCCAAUACAUGUCAUUUUUUCAAUGUUUCGGUUGCUUAUAUUUGACGUUUGAUGCUUUUUAUUGCGUGUUUGAUCGUUGUUUAUGUGGUUGCUUUAAUGUUUUGGCGUGUUUAAAAAAAAAUCAUUUUUACAUUUUUGGCGCUUUAUCGACAUCCCAUAUUUUGAAUAUACGACAAAACGUUGAAAACGGGUCAAAUUUCACCCAAGGACAACAUGAGGGUUAAACCUUUUCAGACCAAGGACCACUUACCCAAAGAAACAGAAACUUAUGGAACACCUAACUGUCAAAAUAGUCAGCUUGGCAGAAAUGUAAAGUUUCUUCCUUCAUAUUUCCAUAUUUCAAAUGUCAAGCUGAUCAUGUGUGCAUUUGACAUUGUCACAAAACGGCAGAAAAAAAACAGCCAGUUCAAAAAAAAAAAAACAAGUCAGCUGACAAAUGGGCCUCACUUUUUUUGGGCUUUGGAGUCUGUUUGAGAAACACAGUUUAGAGUUUUGAAAAACAUAUUUUACCAAAUCUACGGACCAGGUCACUCGCAGACCAGGGGUCCACCGCGACCAGCAGCGGUCCACGGACCACUGUUUGAGAAAUACUACUUUACUUAAUGAAGUAAUGUGUUUUUAACCCUUGUGUUGUAUUCCCGUAAAAAUUGAAAAUUGAUGCUUUUCAUCGAUGUUUUUAACUUUUUUUUGACGUUUUCAACACUUCAUAACACUAACUUAUUAACUUUAGUUUGGAAUUUAGGGUCAGUA
Messenger RNA from Etheostoma spectabile (orangethroat darter), 5551 nucleotides. It is a transcript of the gene ccdc125, whose product is annotated as coiled-coil domain containing 125. Gene Ontology annotation, biological process: negative regulation of cell motility; negative regulation of Rho protein signal transduction. Gene Ontology annotation, cellular component: cytoplasm. Bases 694 to 1671 code for a protein of 325 amino acids. NCBI's taxonomy places the organism in Eukaryota, Metazoa, Chordata, Actinopteri, Perciformes, Percidae. The transcript has 12 exons. The record is from RefSeq and is a predicted model, not a curated record.